GUAAAUCUAAAAAGACAAAAGAGAGAGAGAGACACAGAAAGGGACGAAUCAGAAAGACGGAGAAAGUACAGACUACAGAGUAAAGACGGCGAAGUCUCAACUCCCAUUUGCUUCGCUUCCUCUUCAAGCUUUCUGUUCUCUCUCUCUCUCUCUCUACUCUCUCUGUGAGACACCUUCCAAAAUAACAGAUCUCGAGUACGCCAUUUUUUCUGGUCUGUUUCCCAAGCUUCUUGAGCAGAGAAGGUGAUCGCAUCUCAGAAAAAUCCUUGGAUGCUUCAUUCUUCGUAAAAGAUCUUCACUUUUUAAAGGUUGUGUUGUUAACAGAUGCCAAAUCAAAACUGGGAAUGGUUUUUCUUGAUGCAAUCCUCCUCUUUCUUGAUACCGCAGGGUUUAUGUUUUUUUCCGGUGUUGAAUGAAUCUUCCUAGAGUGCAAAUGGAAAAGCAAGAGGACAGUUUGUGGAGUUUGUGUCCUGUUCAGGAUAUUGAUACGGUUUUUGCCAAUAGACUACUCUACUGUGAUUUUUAUUUCAGACACUACAAGGAAACACUGAAACAUACCAUGCUUGGCCAAGAAUCUAUCUUUGAAAAUCAGAUCCACGAGCUUCAUCGUCUGUAUCAAAGGCAGAAGGAUCUGAUGAUGAAAAUGGAGGAAAACAACAACUGUUACACGCAACCUCAACAUCUAUUCCCUAAUGCUGGGGGAAGAAGUAUACACUGGAUGGGUUCUAUCAUCUCCACAUCCAAAACUAGCGUUUGGCCACCAGAAGACGCAUCUGCCAAGAUUGAUGAAGCUGGAAUUUCUGGAGAGGAGAUUGAUAUAUGGGAAGAAGAAGGUUCAAAGAGUGUAGAAGUUCCUAGCUUUCCUAAAGAUGAUCAAUCCCCAAGAAACAUGCCUCUUGAUUCGGUUGUCCAGCCGGAAAGUGUGCAGCAUUUAACCGGUUUGUCAAGGUUCAAAUGUAGACUUGACUUGAAUGAACCUGCCAAGAUCGGGGAACAUUCAGAUUAUGAGCUUAAUCAGUUACUAACUCCAGACCAAACAAGGAGUGAAAGAGCAGAACCAGAAGUGCAAGAGCCGCUGAUAUCUACAAAGUGUCAAGCUGAGAAUGGAAUCGACUUGAAUAUGUCUCCCCGUUCAUCUGAAGAAGAAGCAACUAAAAUCAGGACGAUCAAAUCAGAGCAACCUCAAGAGUGUGUUUCAGCUUCAUUGCACGAAUCAGAGCCAUCACAUUCACGAGCGAUAGUUCUAGCGCUCCCAUCUUCAAAAACCAUUUCACUCUUCCACCAACGUGACUCACGGCCUAGGCCUAGGAAGAAAGCUAAACGUGGAGCAAAAUCCAAAAGUGUUGAAAAGUUUCCUCGCAGCAAAUCCAGGAAACGCUCAAAUCUUGACUCAAACUUUGGUAUCAAUGAAGAUGACAACCAUUCAAUGGAGAAAGGAAGUUCAAGGUCUCUGCCUGAGGUUAAGAGAAGAAGUUGUCGUAAACCACACGUAGAAUCAGACAAGGUUAUGAGAAGGAUUUCAAGAACCAAAUCAAAGACCAGAGGGAGCUUUCUUGUUACAGAGGAAGAGGAACAAGAGUUAUCAGUAGCAGCAGCAGAGGCUUUAGUUGAUAUUUCAUCAUCAGAUUUAGCUAAAAUGUCCAGCAUCAAAACCUCCUCUAAUUGUAUCACUCCUCUGCAUUGGUUUGCUAAAAUCGCAUCUUCGGUUGUUGAAGACACAAAGAGUGAAGUUGGACUAUCGGUGACCGGAGUCCACGCUGAUUGCCAAAUAGACUAUUUUGAGACAAUGACAUUGCAGCUAACAGAGAUGAAGCCAGAGGAGCAAAGAACAAAAAUUUCAGUCUCUAACAUUGUUCAUCCUAAACACAAGAGGACCCUGCGCAGUCGAGGAAAGCGACAACAGUACUACGAUUUUCUUCAGAGCCUAAGCACUUUUACAGGAAACAAAGCUUCUGAAACGAAUGAUGCUCACUCGAGUUUGAUGGAAAAUAUGGUAAUCGAUUGGGGAACCAUAAGAAAACGAAGAAGAGGCAUCAGAAGUCCUGCUGCUUUUACUAGAACCUCAAUACCUUUUUUGCUUUCAGGUUCUUGAGGUAUUAAAAAGUCUAGUUACAGAGAUCAUACCACACCACAUAGGAGAGAUAUACUAAAUCAGUGAAACUUUUUUUGGUUUAGCUGUUACAAAGUUCAUCAAAAAAGCAGAUGAAUUUAAAAGAAAGUUGAGAUUUUUAUUGCUUUAUUAUUUCAUUGCACAAAAGAAAAGGUAAGAUUUUUAAGGA
Messenger RNA from Camelina sativa (false flax), 2279 nucleotides. RefSeq lists its product as uncharacterized. The record is from RefSeq and is a predicted model, not a curated record. Lineage: Eukaryota; Viridiplantae; Streptophyta; Magnoliopsida; Brassicales; Brassicaceae.